AUUCGUCUGUCAGAAAUCGGUUGGCUUCGAUCCGUUCAACACCUCACCGUUCGAAAACUACUGUUUUAAGUUUCACCAAAAAAUAUAUCCAAAAUGGAUAGAACCUUAAAAAAGUGUCCAACGGUUGACUAUGACUUGUUCAAGAAGGGAGAAGCUAUCGAAAUACAAGACAAUGAAUAUUAUCUGGAUACGAAGUAUAUUGUAGAAAAUCAGUUGGGAAGUGGCGGAUUCGGAACUGUCUAUGGCGGGUUUCGAAAAGAAGAUCAAUUACCAGUUGCUAUUAAAAAGAUUAACAAGUACAAAGUGCCUAAGUGGAGCGAGUUAAACGGCGAAAGAGUUCCAACUGAAGUCGUUCUUCUUUUAAGAGUUCAGCACAUUGAAGGAAUUGUUAAACUGAUUGAAUACUUCGAUACGGAAGAAUAUUUUGUGCUUGUACUCGAAAGGCCGAGAUCGGUUGUCGAUUUGUUCGAUUACAUAUCAGAAAAGUUACUGGUCGACGAGGAUACAGCAAGGGACUUUAUGAAACAAAUUGUUAGGAUGUUGAUACAAUGCCACGAUUCCGGUGUUACUCAUCGUGAUAUCAAGGAUGAAAAUCUACUAGUUGAUCUGGAGAAUGGAAAAUUGAAAUUAAUUGACUUCGGAUCGGGUUCUUUCACUAAGGAGACUCUUUAUGAUGAAUAUGACGGAACUCGAGUAUACAGUCCUCCUGAGUGGGUUCGCUACAAGCGAUACUUCUAUGGGCCUAUGACUGUUUGGUCUCUGGGAAUCCUCUUAUACGAUAUGGUUUGCGGUGACAUUCCUUUUGAGAAAGACGAACAAAUAAUCCGAGCCGAAGUUGAAUUUCGGGGUAAUAUAAGUGAAGAAUGCAAGAAUUUAAUAGAAAAUUGCUUGUCCGUAAAGUGGGUUGAUAGGCCUACAUUGAAAGACAUUCUCAAACACCCUUGGAUGACUAUGGGCAGUUUAAGUAGAACAAGUUCUCAAAACUCAUCGACAAACAGCUUGAAUAAUAAUUAAUGAGGAUGAUACGAAACUACACAAAAAACAGACAAUUUUUUUUAAUUGGUGCUAAUUUUUUUGAAACUUUGCAACGUUUCAAUGCAGACUGCAAAAAAAAACCUCUCCGGAUAAACUUGGUGUAACGUGUUCAAUAUUUAUUUUAAUAUUUAUGCGUGUAAAUGUUCCAUCGCAUAUUAUGUUUCUCACUAGUUUAGGCAAUUAUCGUUGUUUUUAAAUGAAUGUCCUAAAGUUCGUAAAGAUGUUUUUAUUCAAUUGAUUGUUGUUAUUGGUGAUCUGGACGAUUUUUGAUAGAAUUAGAGAAAGUCAGGGAAAAUAUAAAGUUGUUUUGAAAUAAUAAAAACCAUUGUAUUUCUGUUGAAAAAAAUUUUUGCAUCUUGCAUUCUUUUUAUUUUUCCUUCGGGACUGCAGGCGAUGUUGUCCACCAGGUCAGUUUGACCUUUGAACUUUUCUCCCUCAUGGUCGCACCACUUUUCUUUUAUUUUUCCGAAGCGUAUGUCUGGUCGUUAGGGGAAAACUAGCCUUGUUCGAAGACGUGUUUCUCGACGAGGCGUACCAUUCAUAAGUUUAUUUGUAACGCUAGAGCGUUGAACUGGUUUUUUUUUAUAAUGUGGUUCUAGUUUGAGACGCCUAUUUGCUACUUCAGAUUAAAGAUUAAUGAAGGAAAAUCUUUUAAACUCUAGCUAUUAUACUAGUGUACUAAUUUAUUUAAAUCGUUCAAUCGAGGGAUUAAAGAGGAAAAAUAAUAAAAUAUUUUAUUAAUAGCCAAGUAUUAUUUAAAAAGAUACAAAACUCCUAUAUUACUUAAAAUUAUUAGCGUACCAACAAUUCUUUUUAAAUGCGCACUAUUUACAGGACAUAUCCUAUUCCGUUACGUAAGAUAUGAAAUUUAAUUCCCUUUUCAAAGCAAUUUAAGAUUAUUUUUUUUAGGGGACAAAGGCCAUGUUACAAACAAAAAACAGAAGAGUUUACAUGUACUUGUAAUUGGUAAAUCAUUGGUACUUCACAUUUUCUGUCUUGUUUCCUUAUUCCUCUUUGUGACAAACAUCUUUAGGCCUCUGUUCUAAGGCAACAAUUCUAUAAAGCAUAAGAAGAAGAAGAAAAAACGAAGUAAAAAUCGUUA
Messenger RNA from Dimorphilus gyrociliatus, 2137 nucleotides. Lineage: Eukaryota; Metazoa; Annelida; Polychaeta; Dinophilidae. The record is from the annotation of a GenBank genome assembly.